AUGGGCUUUGAAUUGACAGCGAUCGAGAUUGCAGCCAUAGGAGCAGCAGGCACGGCCGUUCUGGUAGUCAUCAUCUUCAUCGUCUACUCGAUCCGCCGCCGUCGGACGAUCAAAUCGAAGAAUCAGCUUUCACCUGGUUCGUCCAGAGCGCGAGGCUCUCCAGGUAAAGCUUGGGGUUUCAGUAAGUGGAAUUCAACGCCAGCCGGCACACCUUCUCCAGCUGGUACAGGAAUUAUUGGCGUGGGACUCACUCCCCCGUAUCCCUCUUGUCCUCUCCAAACGCCUCCUUCUUCUGGACCGCUGAAUCCUGAGCCGGGUCUCACACCUGGUCCGAGUACAUCACCUUCGACAGGCUUGUUGAGUCUUUUGACGCCAGCAUCCUCUUCAUCUAACAAGCUCAAAAAGACGACGGGAUCUCCAGUGGUACGGGCAAAAAGCCCGAGAUCUCCCAAGACUCGGAACAAGACAAAAGGUCGAAAGGCAGCAGCUGGAGAAAUGGUGAACGGUAUUUCACCGAGCGAUUCGUUUCAUCGACCUGAAAGUCAAGACAUGGUCAUGGUGACGUACGAGGAAGGACUGGCCAAUAUGGGGAUGGUGAGACCUCCUCACAUUUUGAGGUAUUCUGAACCGCCGGCAUUCGAAGAAGCUCGACAGGCUUAUCCAAUCACUGGCACAUCGUCCGAUUCAUCAGCAGGAGAGUCGGCUCUCGUCGUCCGUGGUGAGACGCCUCAGCGUUGGGACAGAGGCGAUGAGCCGUCAGUUGGUCAGAGCGGAACAAGACGCCAAUAUCGACGCAAGCAGCAGAAUCGAGAACCGAAGCAACAGGCCGAACAUGAUAGACUGUAUCCUCGUGCAGAGCGAUCUGGGCGAAAGAAGCACAGGAAAGGGCGGAGGGAUGAUGAAGAUGAUCAGAGCACUUGGCUGCCAAGCUAUUACCAUUCACCAGAGGCGAAUAGGCGGAGAGCAGAUGGUGGAGAAAGUGAUUUGAGUUACAGACGUGAAGGAGGAGGAGGAGGAGGAGGAGGAGGAGGAGGAGGAGGAGGAGGAGGAGGAGGAGGAGGAGGAGGAGGAGGAGGAGGAGGAGGAGGAGGCGGAAGUACCAGGUACCCAGGUUGGAUCUAG
Molecule: messenger RNA, 1122 nt
Organism: Kockovaella imperatae
Lineage: Eukaryota; Fungi; Basidiomycota; Tremellomycetes; Tremellales; Cuniculitremaceae
Exons: 2
Coding region: 1-1122 (373 amino acids)
Source: RefSeq, a predicted model, not a curated record